AUGGGCCGCUUUGAGCCAAGACUCCCCAGAGCCUCUACCGAGCCAGGGAGUUUGGCCUCGGGACUUCAGCUUCCUCCUCCGCAGCCGCAGCCGCAGCCCCCGGCGCAGCCCCCGGCGCAGCCCCAAGGGCGGCGAGGAUCCUGUCCACUUUGGAUCGCCUUCUCGGCCCGCGACACAUGA
Symbiodinium pilosum is the source of this 180-nucleotide messenger RNA. Lineage: Eukaryota; Dinophyceae; Suessiales; Symbiodiniaceae. The record is from the annotation of a GenBank genome assembly.